AUGUUCCGUCGCACUAAUACCUCUUUCCCUGUUUCGGCGCGCACUGGCGGUUUCAAAAGCAUGGCGUUCGUUCUAGAUCUACCGAACGAACUUCUCAUCGAGAUCUUGGAAUACUUAGAUUCCGCCUGGGAUUUGCAAGCAGUAUCGGGCACUUGCCAUCGGCUUCAUUACGUCGGAAAUCCGAUUUUAUAUUCAUUUGCGGUCGAAAAACUCCCACACCUCCUGACCUGGGCCUGCGAAGUCGGCGAAAUAGAAAUCGUACGGAAGCUUCUCGUAGCUGGGGCGGACCCGAACGAACCAGCGGUAGGAAUCAGGCCUACGCGUCCUACCCAGACGGGGAGUGACAUCACGGAUCCCCUAGUCGUUCUUUAUGAAGUAUACGAGAACGUUCCCUGGAGCGGCGGCGUACUAGGCUGGCGGGAGCACGGAGACGGUCAAGAUAUCACCUACCAGCCUGGUAGAAACUUGGAUUGGUACUGUGAGGGCCUUUGCAACUAUUGGUUCCCACUUCAUGGCGCCGCUAUCUCUGGUUCAAUUGGAAUCAUACAAUUGCUUGUCGACCACGGUGCUCAUAUCGAUCCUCCGUCGCGUGAGCUGUGCCACUGCUAUGGUGAUAAUGGAUAUGGAUAUUGGACGCCCCUUCACACAGCAAUAUGCUCCUAUAACGAAUCGACUGCGAAUUUUCUCCUGAAUCUUGGAGCUUCACCAACCGUAGAACUGCAGUUUGGGGCCCAUAAUGCGCUUCACGCAGCGGCUCGUGUAGGCUUUUUCUCUACCAUGCGAUUGCUUAUCGAAGGCAACCAUCAUGUUUCCGUUAAUAUUACGGACCAGCGCGGCCUAACUCCCUUGAUGUGGGCUUUGGGAACACCGCAAAGCAAACGGGUGAUAGAAUAUCUGUUCAGCCAUGGUGCCAAAGUUAACCAAACCCGACCUCGCAGAUUAACCGCUCUAACACAGGCUUGUUCCGAUGGGUGGCACGAGGAUGAUGCGUUCCUACUUGACGCUGGGGCGAAUAUUAAAGCCCAUGAGACGGCCGCACUUUUGAAGUGUUUAAAUUUCUGCGGAAGGCGAUUCUCCCGCGAAGCUCCCCCACGCGAAAGUAUCGAGGGUUGGUAUUGCCCCCAACCAACCCCUUCCUCUAAAUACGGCGAAAGGCUAGGACACUUGCAAAGACCAAGCCUUGGCAACGUCGACGAAGACGACGAAUUUGCAGCCAUGAUGAAGCUAAUGAAGAGAUUGAUACGAGGUGGUAGUGUUAUUUCUUCUCGAUGGAGAGGUGAUGCGCUCGUGAAAGCAUCGAAAUUUCAUUUAACGCCUAUCGUAAAUUGCCUUUUAGAGCAUGGGGCCCCGGUCACUGAUCUAUAUCUGAUACUUGUGGCUGUCUGCCAUACGAAUGUACCAUGGAGUGAUCGUGUCUAUGACACCGUCAAUUGCCUUCUCAGGCAUGGCGCGGAUCCCAAUCAGGCCGAUCGGUUCGGCGACACGGCUUUAAUGACGGUCUGCUGCCAGAAAUAUCCAAGUGCAUAUCACCGCGAUGUAGUGAAGCUACUGGUCGAUUACGGGGCGGAGUUCAAUAUACGUCAUUCUCCUCGUUAUUCGGAGCGGUUUCUGCUGGAGCCUCCUUUCUCGCCUCUGGAAGCAGCGUUCUGUUACGGACACUACGAUAUUUGCCGAUACCUUGUGGACAAAGGGGCGGCGACCUCCGAGGAGACAUGCGAUCUUCGUCAGAUGCUGAAAUACCUCAUUGCCAAAGUUCCAGAGCUUGAGGAGGGUGGUGUCGAAAAGUACACAUACCAAGAGAUAUUCGAAUACGGUGGCGGGGUCCAAUGGUUGAAUAUCAACCUAACAAAUCACCGAGAUGAGUUCCGCGAAGCCUUGAGAUGCUUGCUGAAAAUCGACUACUCCGGGAAACUCACCCGGGACCCUGAGUCCCUACGGCUUGCCUUCAAAAUCCGCCACUUUCCGCUGCUUGAGGUUUUCCUUAACUCUGGUGCAUCUGAUGCUUCGUGGCACUUAGAAAACGAAGACUCACUGAUGCAUUGUGUCGUCGGAGAGGGAUUCUAUAACGAGAACAUCAGUAUACCCUAUGUGCAAAGCCUCCUUACCAUUGGUGCCGAUAUAAACACCAUAAACGGCCAGGGUUGGUCACCUUUAACAGCCCUUCUUCACUCCGUACACAGUAAAGUAGAGUUUACAGAGGGUGGCGUGGAAAGGUUCGCUGGAAUACUAGCAGUUCUGGUUGGUAACGAUGCUAUUCAGCUGGAGUCGGACGUCCACACCUUCAAGGAAUUACUCAAGGAAGACGAAUUAUUUUACGAUUCGGAUUUUGGGGCAAGGCAUAGAAGGGUGAUUAAUGGCAAAUGUAUGGUCAGAGGCGAGAAGAUAGUCACACGGGAGCAAUAG
Hypoxylon trugodes is the source of this 2403-nucleotide messenger RNA. Its product is annotated as ankyrin. Gene Ontology annotation, molecular function: protein binding. NCBI's taxonomy places the organism in Eukaryota, Fungi, Ascomycota, Sordariomycetes, Xylariales, Hypoxylaceae. The transcript has 4 exons. Bases 1 to 2403 code for a protein of 800 amino acids. The record is from RefSeq and is a predicted model, not a curated record.